Messenger RNA from Coprinopsis cinerea okayama7#130, 489 nucleotides. RefSeq lists its product as hypothetical. The coding region runs from base 40 to 423 and encodes 127 amino acids. Gene Ontology annotation, biological process: mitochondrial electron transport, cytochrome c to oxygen. The record is from RefSeq and is a predicted model, not a curated record. NCBI's taxonomy places the organism in Eukaryota, Fungi, Basidiomycota, Agaricomycetes, Agaricales, Psathyrellaceae. Gene Ontology annotation, cellular component: mitochondrial inner membrane. The transcript has 5 exons. Gene Ontology annotation, molecular function: enzyme regulator activity.
CUUCUUCCAUCCAAUCCCCACUCAGUCGUUUCUUUCGAAAUGUCCUUCGCUAUGCUCAGGAACGCUGCCAGGUCCGCAUCCCGUCGGGCCACUCGUCAGUUCUCUGCUACCGCUGAGAACCCAGCCUUGACCAAGUACCUGGCCGAGGAGAAGGCCUUGACCCAACACGCUACUCAAACCACCGACCUCUGGAGGAAGAUCAGCUACUACGGCUGCUUCCCGGGCAUCGUCGCCGUCGUCGCAUGGGUCUACAACGUCGAAGUCGAGCACGCUGCCCACAUCGAGCACCUCAAGGAAGAGAACGGUGGCGAACUCCCCGAGACCCCUGCCUACGACUUCUUGAACCGCCGAGCCAAGCCCUUCCCCUGGGGCGCCAACUCCUUGUUCUGGAACCCUGACGCCAACAAGAACAUGGAGGAGUAAAUGUGCUUUAGACGUGUUGUUACCUUAGACCCGAGAUAUCCAAUCCAUGUCUUUCUUUUAGGCUCC